GUCGUGUUUGUUUUCUUCCUUUCAUUUUUUUCAUUAAAUAGAAGCAAACCAUAUUCCAAAACCUUCACUCUGCUACAACUUCUUUCUUCCUUUUUUUUACAAAGAUUGUCCAUAGACAAUUUGUUUGGUUGUUUGUUCAAGCAGUUGUUUCUGUAACUAGUUUCUGUAACUAGUUUCUGUUUUAUUUUCUUCUUUCUAGGCCGUUCUGGUAUUUAGCUUUUUCAAAAUUUCAAGGAACAAGAAAAUCUAUGUUUGUUGGUUGGAGGGAUCUUACAAAUUUUCUUAGCUUCUAGAUUCUGAAAAAGUUUAAAACUCAAUAUCAUAAUCUAAAACAGAGAGGCCGAGAGAGACAAUGUGGUGGUCAUCAUCGUCGGAAGCAAGAUCAAACCUGGAGAGGCUUAUUGGAGGAAUUACUCCAAAGCCCCCUUCUUUCUCUCUAUCACAGAGCUCCGAGAGUGAUUUGAAUAGUUUAUGGACACAAGAGAGCAAAGAUGAAACUGAGUAUUUCAAGCUUAGUGAUCUUUGGGACUGUUUUGAUGAGCUAAGUACGUAUGGACUUGGAUCAAAGGUUGAUUUGAACAAUGGCGAAUCCGUUAUGCAAUACUAUGUUCCAUAUCUAUCCGCCAUUCAAAUCUAUACUAGCAAAGCUCCAGCCAUUUCCAGGAACCAAAGCGAGGUGGUUGAUUGUGAGAGUGAAUGUUGGAGUGAUGAUAGUGAGACUGAGAAGUUUUCAAGGUCUAUGAGCAGUGGUUCUAGCAAAGUAUGGGACUCUGUUUCUGAUGAUUCAGCUUAUGAACUCGAUGGCAUUUCUUCUCCAAUGCAAGAUAAGCUCGGUUACGUUGAGUUUCAGUACUUUGAAUCAGCUAAACCGAACUUGCGAGUUCCUCUUACCACCAAGGUUAACGAAUUGGCUGAGAAGUAUCCAGGACUUAUGACUCUAAGGAGUGUUGAUUUGUCUCCAGCAAGUUGGAUGGCCAUUGCUUGGUACCCUAUAUACCAUAUUCCAUCUCGGAUGACUGAUCAAGACUUAACAACGUGUUUCUUCAGUUAUCAUACACUUUCUUCGGCCUUACAAGGUGAUUUGGUUGAGGGUGAUAAUGAGAAUAACAAAACCAUGGAAGAAGAAACAGUGCCUUGUGAUGAUGAACCAGUGGUGACGAAGAGACUUCCUUUGGCUCCUUUUGGUUUAGUUACUUACAAGCUGCAUGGAGGUUUGUGGGGGAAUCAAGAAUCUUGUGACCAAGAACGGCUAAUUUAUCUUGGAAGUGCAGCGGAGUCAUGGAUGAAGCAGCUUAACGUUCAUGAUCACCAUGACUACACCUUUUUCUCUAUGAACAAGAGCUUGUAGGUCCAAAUAACAAUAAUAUUCUGAUUCUAGUUGUUUUCUCGUGUAUAUAUAGCAAACUCGUCAAUGUAGAGGUUUCUUUUCCUAAUGUUGUACCCAUGGAAAAUAAAUAACUUGGGUUUUGUUUUUUCGAGUGUACAUCGAUGGUUUCUGUUGUAAGAGACUCUGGGAAUGAUACUUAGAGCAUCUCCAAUGGUGUUCCCACCAUUGGAGUCCUUAAGUGUA
Molecule: messenger RNA, 1570 nt
Organism: Brassica napus (rape)
Lineage: Eukaryota; Viridiplantae; Streptophyta; Magnoliopsida; Brassicales; Brassicaceae
Exons: 6
Coding region: 353-1348 (331 amino acids)
Source: RefSeq, a predicted model, not a curated record